Messenger RNA from Stereum hirsutum FP-91666 SS1, 766 nucleotides. RefSeq lists its product as uncharacterized. The annotation marks the transcript as partial. The transcript has 4 exons. Lineage: Eukaryota; Fungi; Basidiomycota; Agaricomycetes; Russulales; Stereaceae. The record is from RefSeq and is a predicted model, not a curated record.
CCACUGUUCAUGCACAUAUCAGUCAAUCUUCACCCCACGACUUGAAAGGCAGCCCAAUUUCUCCACAGACAGGCGCAACUAUGUGUUUGUUGGAUUUGAUGCUGAAUUCUGGAGCCGGUUGGAGGCUAUAAGUUCCACUAGAGUAGACGCAGACAGCGCUCAAGUGCGCAUGGGCUGCCAGUAGGGGAAGAUGGAUGAGACAAAUUAGAGUAGCUCACCACCUGCUUCCAAGUGACCUCGACCAUGUCUACCCCAGCACCCGCACUUAUGACAUUAUUUAUCGGCAAAAAAUCGAGCGCGGAAGUCCGGCCGUUCAGGACGCGGGCAGGAUGUGGUGCGGUGUCGUGGGCAGGCUUUCAGUUGGCGGGAUCGCAACGAAUGUUGACAGAAUUUAGAGGUGCGCGCCAAAUGUCGCUCUUCACCGUCCGUAACAAAAUGCUCGCGUUCCACACGACACAGUUGAUGGAGACCAUGGACAGGACUGAUCUCUGCACGGUCAAGAAGAUGAUAUGAAGUGACUAGAUUUCAACCGGGCAUGCAUCGGCUCCUCACUCAUGAUUGCCUCCUUCCACAACCUCGCCUCCGCAAACGCCGCCUCCUCCUCGCACGAGCUCAUCCAGCUCGAAUGUAAAGGGGAUUGGUUCGAUCGGUGCAUUUUGUUCCUUUUUCCUCUCUGGAAUUACAGUAUCUCAGUGUCGUUCUCGAGAUAUAUGCACCAUACUUUAUUAUUACCCCUCAUCUUUCAUCCUUCGCUCUUCGUCUUUCA